AUGCAUUUGGCGUCGCAGCGCAAAGCGUCGCUCGGCAAGAUGGUUCUAGAGCAUCCGAUUGCUCCCGUGACAUUGGGUGCGUACGUGCGUGCGCUCUCGCCCGACGAGCGGCGCUUGGCGCGCGACGAGUGGCAUCCGCUGCACACGGCGCUGUGCCUCGAGAUGCGCGUGCACUUGCCCAACUACUUGCGCGUGCCCUUCUUGGACCACCCGCUCACGAGCUACGUCAAUAGUCUCCCGCCAAACGUCAGGCUCCGCGUCGUCGACGGCACCCUCGUCGACAAGUGGGUCUUGCGCGAAGCGACCAAGCCUUUCAUCUCGGACGAGCUGUACCGCCGGCCGAAAAAGCCGUUUCUGGCGCCGCCUUGUGACAUGGCCGACGACGACGUCCACUGGCGCUUUCUUCGCGAUACGAUUACGCAAGGCGCGGUGGCACAGCUGGGCUGGAUGGACUGGGGCUUUGUGGCAGCGACCCUGGAUCGAUUCCGGACGACGAGCGACCGCCAAGCAUACAACUGCCUCAACAGUGUCGCGUCGUAA
Molecule: messenger RNA, 540 nt
Organism: Saprolegnia parasitica CBS 223.65
Lineage: Eukaryota; Oomycota; Saprolegniomycetes; Saprolegniales; Saprolegniaceae
Exons: 3
Coding region: 1-540 (179 amino acids)
Molecular function (GO): asparagine synthase (glutamine-hydrolyzing) activity
Source: RefSeq, a predicted model, not a curated record